Molecule: messenger RNA, 1119 nt
Organism: Rhagoletis zephyria (snowberry fruit fly)
Lineage: Eukaryota; Metazoa; Arthropoda; Insecta; Diptera; Tephritidae
Source: RefSeq, a predicted model, not a curated record
AUGAUGAACAGCCAAUCAAAUCAGUCGGGGUUUUCCGCGCCAGCAUCUGCCGGUAACCAACCUCCAUUAGUGCAACCAUCUCUCAGCUCUGGAAGCUCUGGAAGUUUGGACCAAGCACAGUACCUCCUUCAACAACCGAAUUACCUGGAGACAUUCAACGACAACAUCAGUGUUGACGGUUCAGUUGGUGGUCAGACAAGUGCUGUGUAUGUACGAAAUGCACAGGAAAAGCAGGGGUUACGAAGUGGCGGUGCUGUUCAACAGCAGCAGUCACAACAUCAACCGCAAGGCAAUCUAGUCUUACCUUCUGAACAAAUUUACCUUCAGAUGCAGCAACAGUACGAAAAUCAAAUUCGCUCUUUACAGCUCGAGUUGAGUGCAUUCAGGGCUAAUCAGAUGCAGACAGGUCCUAUAGGAACUGCGACGACGUCCCCUGCAACGGCGUCAGCAGCAAUAGUCACUGCUCAGAGAAAGACAUCAGCUUCCGGUGCCGCAAAGCGAUCUCACUCGACGGGAAUUGUUGACACCUACCUGGAGAACAUAACGGCAAAGGAGUUCUCCUGCAAGAACUGCUCAUAUCGCACGAAAAGUGAAGCUUCAUUGGUGGUGCACAACACAAAUCACCUGGUCAAUCAGCGGUAUCUUCACCUCCCAACGACAGUCUUCAGCGUCCAGUCGAGUACUCAGGAAGCAGGUAGCUCACCACAAGCCUUUCUCUACCCGUGCGGCGAGUGUAGCGGCAAAUUUCCACAGAGCGACCUUUAUUUGCACAUCUACCAGCACCACUCCGGAGAGUCGCCCUUUCACUGCGAUGAAUGUGAUCUUUUCUUUAUGCACUUUGAGUUUCUCGAUGACCACCAGCGGUCAACGCAUCACCAGAAGGUGUCGGGCAAGAAGAAAUCACGAUACAGCAGCAAUCAGCCAGUAGAUCCAUCUGCUGAGCCGCCUGCGCUCACCUACUACUCGGUGGUCAAGUGCUCCAAACCGUUCUCUGGUUUUCAUUCCGCCAGCACUAGUAGUGCAGCAGCUGCUGAGGGCACAGUCAACAGCAGCUCAUGGGCACAGGACUCACAGACUGCAGAAAUGAACUCGGCACUAACGAAAUUGCAAUGUCUUUAA